Messenger RNA from Coregonus sp. 'balchen', 3541 nucleotides. Lineage: Eukaryota; Metazoa; Chordata; Actinopteri; Salmoniformes; Salmonidae. The record is from the annotation of a GenBank genome assembly.
GUAAUUGUAUGUAACGAAAUGUUGAGAAUGUUGGAUUGUUCUUGCACCUAUGCACCUACAGUGGGUCACUGUCAUCCCAGCAUCACACAAGCAGCCACGACGCAGAUGGAGCUUCUGAAUGCCAAUUCGCGCUUCCUUCACGACAGUAUAGUUCAGUAUGCCGACCGCCUCGCUGCCACUCUGCCCGACAAGCUGUGUGUCUUCUAUUUUGUCAACUCAGGGUAAGACACCAUGCCCUACAACCUAAGACUUCCUCCUGAAACACAGCCCCAAUGACAUCUGCGUAAGAUAUAGGAAGAAUAAUGUAAUAUAUAUGUCUCCAACAGUUCAGAGGCCAAUGAUCUAGCACUACGCUUGGCCCGCCAGUACACCCAACAUGAAGACGUCAUUGUGCUUGACCAGUAAGAUUUCUCACAUAUCACACAAAAACAACUACUGUUCUGCUUCCUUUUCAUUUGCAUGUCUCAGUAGAUUUCUUCUCUAAAUGUACGCCUUCCUCUUUCCCCCUCCUCCAUACUAGUGCAUAUCAUGGGCACCUGACUUCGCUCAUCGAUAUCAGUCCAUACAAGUUCCAGAAGCUGACAGGACAGAAAGAGUGGGUUCACGUGGUAUGUAAGAGGAGACAUAUUUCAUGCCUUUUUGCCGUGUGCUACAAAAAGCUAAUAUUGUUAUUUUCCCGUUUAAUCCUUACAGGCACCCAUACCAGACACCUAUAGAGGUAUAUUCAGAGAGGACCAUCCCAACCCAGCCCAGGCAUAUUCAGAUACUGUGAAGGACGUGAUAGACAAGGUGCACCAAAAAGGUCGCAAGGUACGGUAAAUACAAUGGGUUUUGCAUGGAAAAGAACAGUUAGAAAAUAGUCUCAAUUUGGACAACCAGCAGGGUGUAAUGCUGAUAGUGUAGUAACAGUGUAAUAACAAUGUUUAUAAGUAUUGUACUAAUUCUAUGGAUCUAAUAACUCAAAACUGACUUGCAACCUAAAGGUUUCUGCAUUUUUUGCUGAGUCGUUGCCCAGUGUUGGAGGCCAAAUCCUCUUGCCCAAAGGAUACUCAACCAAAGUAGCAGAGUAGGUACUUCUUCUGAGCAUACAAUAUUAGUGCACUAUUAUACUGUACCAUUCUCUCAUGGGUGAAGAAAAGGGCUUUAGAGCCAAAUCCACAUUUGAGUUAGGAUUGAGGCCAUUGUGAUAGUAAAGGCUAUUGCUUUAAUCUUUGACGUGACAGUGAGUGAUGGUAUCUUUCUGUCUCCACAGAUAUGUGCGCUCUGCAGGGGGAGUGUUUGUGGCAGACGAGAUACAAACAGGUUUUGGGCGUGUAGGGAGCCAUUUCUGGGCCUUCCAGCUGCAGGGUGAUGAUUUCAGCCCUGACAUAGUGACAAUGGGCAAGCCGAUGGGCAACGGACAUCCCCUGGCAUGUGUAGCAACCACAGUGGAGAUCGCUGGGGCCUUCACAGCCAACGGAGUGGAGUACUUCAAUACCGUGAGAAACUGGUGGCUGUUAUAACCUAUAUUCUGCCUUACUAAGUAAUGUUAACCAUGCACAAAAGUGAAUGCUGUACAUGUGUAACUCAAAUUAGAAGUCUCAUCCCUAAUCAUGGUUUGUGGUUCUCCUGUGACUGUGUGCAGUUUGGCGGUAACCCAGUGUCGUGUGCCAUCGGCCUGGCUGUCCUGGACGUGAUUGAGAAGGAGGACCUGAGGGGGAACUCCUCACGAGUAGGAGGGCACCUAUUGGACCUGCUGAAACAGCUACAGACCAAACAUCCAAUCAUUGGAGACGUCCGGUAGGGGGCCUAUGACAUGGAUUAUGUGAAGGGAAUGUCUCUAUAAUAACUACCCUGCUGCCAACCUCAUAGUCUAGUCUACAGCAUGAUGCAUCCUGGCUGAAUACGGUAUACAAUAACUGGUUUUGUGUUUACUCUUGGCAGUGGAGUGGGACUGUUUGUGGGCUUGGAGAUGGUCACCGACAAAGAACAGAGGACCCCAGCUACAGACGCAGCAGCGCAAGUUGUCAGAAGGUGAGAGGUCAGACUGUGGGCAUUCACUGCUACAAGGCCUUAUGAAACAACAACUAUACAAUCAUAUCAAAGUGUGUCAGUGUUUGCUGCAGUCACAAUUCAGUGAAGAGUUAACACUAUUCUUAUUUUGGUAUAAAUCUUUGCAUUACUUUUAAAAGAGAACCUGUAAGCAGAAAUAUCCUUUGGUCUCGUCUCCCAUUCCAGAUUGAAAGAGGAGUGUAUCUGUGUCAGUACAGACGGCCCCUGGGAGAACGUUGUCAAGUUUAAACCUCCCAUGUGCUUCAGUAUGGAGGAUGCAGACUUGGUGGCAGACAGGAUACACCACAUUCUCACAGGUGACUGGAACACUUAGCCUAUAGCCUUGACUUAUUACAAUACAUUUACACAGUUGUGUAGUAUACGUUUAUUAUACUUGAGACAGAAUACCCAGUCUCAACAAAACUUUUAAACCCAACUCGACUUAGCCUCCACAACUGCAGUGUUUGCUGAACCUAAGGUUCAGGGAGCUUACACCAACCUGAUGAUUUAUAUCUGCUUACACAGAAGUGUUGGGGGGACUAUUUUUGAACCAGGUCAAUGGCACAAAGUCUUGAUGGAGCCAUACCACACACCACCGAAGCAGGUGUGCGGGGACCUUUUGACAAUUCUACUUUUCCUUUUCAGACAUGGAGAGCAGUCAUCAAAAACUGGACAAUGGAGAUUUCUAAGGUUUGUACAAACCUGUAGAAAGAUUUAAUUGCAUCAGACAGUAAGAAUUGGUCACAAUCAGAAGAGUCAGAGGUAGUGUUGUUGUUAGUGUGACGUACUCUUCCAGUAGAUUUCACUAACCGUUUCCAAAGUGCAUUUCUCAGACAUUGGAUUUGAUAGGGCAGAGCACCGGGCCCGUAUCCACAAAGCAUCUCAGAGUAGAAGUGCUGAUCUAGGAUCUGUCCAUAGAAAUUGUAUUUAUUAUGAUCUAAAAGGCAAAACUGAUCCUAUAUCAGCAUUCCUACUUUGAGGCGCUUUGUGGAUACGGUCCCAGAACUUGGGUCUUUUGCUUUUCAGACAAACUGGAGUCAUCAUGGAGGAAGACAAGGGAAGGAAUGCAGACGUAUUCAACACAGCCAAUCUCACAGAUCCAUACCACAAUGAAGGAUAAAAAGCCAAAUCGUUAAGACAUUAAGAUUACACUACUAGAUCUACCAACACGAGAAUGGUUUGUGAUAGUUCAUGAAGUGGAAUUAGUGACUGCUUUUGAUCCUGCAUGAGGGACAGAAGAGAAGCAGUGACAUAUGCAACAGAAAGGCAAUACAUUUGUACUAUAAAACACUAACGUUGUGAUCCUCCUCACAUUUAUACUUCCCUGUGGAAAUAGAUACAAUCACAUAGCAACUACCGGAUCAAGAAGUGCUCACAACAAAGGUCUACUGAUGUAUGUUAGGCUGCGUUAAUACAGGCAGUUAAAUUCUGAUAUUUUUCCCCCCACUAAAUUGGUGUUUUGACCAAUCAGCUCAGCGAAACGGUCUGUGAUUGGUCAAAAGACCAAUCA